AUGAGAACUCAAGGUCUAUCACUCAUGUCCUGGGCUGCGGCCCUCGGACCCGUAUCCGCCGCCAUUCAGGCUCAGCCAGCUUCGUCCAGCAGCUCCGUCCUGUCUGCUCCUCAGUCAUAUGCCUUUGGCAACAGUUCAAGCCCGCACACCCAGACCUCUCAGUCGUCGGUUGUCGCGGUCCCAACUACCUCGGUCGGCCUCCCUGAUGUCGUCCCGGUCCUGAGCGCUGCGCUCUCCGACGUUACUGAGGCCGUUGCUGCAUUGACCACUUCUCUCGUCCUGAGCACGAGAACUUCGGCCGUGACUGGAUGUCCUUCUUCGGCCGCCAGCUGCCACCCAACUGCGGCGUCGACUUACCUGACCACUGAGGUUGUCGUUGUUGCGACCACAGUCUGCCCGGUCACUGCCUCCGAGGCCACCGCCACCGCGUCAAGCGACUCUGCUUACACCACCUCGACUAUUUUCAGCACCAAGACUUCAGAUGUCACUGUCUGCCCAUCGUCGGCCUCGAGCUGCCACCCGACGGCUGCUUCGACCUCGAAGACGACCGAGGUGAUUGUGGUCGCUACCACUGUCUGCCCCGUUACUGCUUCCGAGGCCUCUGCCUCUGCCUCCAAGGCUUCUGCCACUGUCUCGGCCAGCUCGCCGGCCAGCACCUCCGUCCAGGUCUAUGAGAGCACCUCUGCAAAGGCCUCUUCAAGCUCCGUCAAGGUGACCGAGAGCACUUCUGCAAAGGCCUCUUCGAGCUCUGUCAAGGCUUCAAGCAGUGCCUCAGUCGAGACUUCGGCCGUCACCUCGGCUGCCACGUCUUACAGCACUUCCUUGAUUGUCAGCACCAGAACUUCGGACGUUACCGUCUGCCCUUCUUCUGCCUCCAGCUGCCACCCGACUGCCGCCUCGACCUCAAAGACUACUGAAGUUGUUGUUGUUGCUACCACUAUCUGCCCUGUUACUGCCUCCGAGGCUUCUGCUUCUGCUUCAGCUUCUGCCUCCGCUUCCGGCUCUGCCUCCAUCACUGGAUCGGCAAGCACUACCGCGGUUGCUUACACCACUUCUUCGAUCUUGAGCACCAGAACCUCGUCCGUGACUGUGUGCCCCUCGUCGGCCUCUAGCUGCAACCCCAGCGCUGCCUUGACCACGGCCACCACCGAGGUGCUCGUGGUUUCGACUACCGUCUGCCCCGUGACUGAGGCCGAGGCUACCGCCACCGGCAACUCCAUGGUCACGACUAGAACCACCUCCAUCAUUGGUACCACCACCAAGACCGUCACGGCUGCCAAGUCCACGAGCACUGUCACGAGCGCCGCCUUUAGCUCCCUCUCGGUCUCGAACUCGACGGCUGCCUGCGUUAUCAGCACCGUCACCCAGACCGUCACACCCAGUGCUGUUACCGUUACCAUUACUGCCCCUGCCACGAGCUCUACCGCCAAGUCCUCCUCGGCAGUGCCCUCCAGCAGUGUCGUUGUCAAGAGCAGCAGCAGCAGCAGCGCCGUUCCCACCACGAGCGCCUACGUGAUCCAGGAGGUUCCCUCCUCGAGCAGCGUGCCCACCCCUUACGCACUGAACUCGACCUCGAUUGAGGUUGCCGAGUCCACUGCCCCGGCCGUGGUCACCAUGACCCGCGCGUACAGCGUUGUGCCCGUCAAGGCCACCACCGCCUCUUCUUCCGCCUCUACUGCCGCCGCCACGGCGACCACUGGUGUCAAGGUUCCCUCUUCUGGAAACUCCACCACCCAGCAGACCAUUGUCACCGCUGGCUCGUCUGGUCUGGUCUCUAGCGGCCUCUCCAACAUUGUUGCUCUCGUCAUCGCUGCUAUUGCCGCCGUCGCUUUCUUGUAG
Pestalotiopsis fici W106-1 is the source of this 1839-nucleotide messenger RNA. RefSeq lists its product as uncharacterized. NCBI's taxonomy places the organism in Eukaryota, Fungi, Ascomycota, Sordariomycetes, Amphisphaeriales, Sporocadaceae. The record is from RefSeq and is a predicted model, not a curated record. The transcript has a single exon. Bases 1 to 1839 code for a protein of 612 amino acids.